UUAGAUUUAUACUGGCAUAUAAUCUAUAGUAGACUAGUAUUUGUUUUCUAUCAUUUCCAUGUAUGUUGCACGGAGCUGAAACUGAUAUUUCGCAUGUCUUUCAGCUCCUUGUCAAUUCGUCAACAUUGCGCGCGGCUUUAUUAUCGAAAAAAAUAUUGUGAAGGGAAUAUUCAGUUUGUUCAAGGACGAAACCACAGCGCUCUUUGCCCUUUGGCAUUUUACAGAUGAUGUAAAGUACUAUGCUCAACUUUAUUCGGUAAUUUCACGAAAACUAGGUAGCCUACUACGGACAUAGGCCUAUUACUGCAUGUUAAUCAAAUGAUCGUAUACGGCGUACAUGCAACCUGUUAAUUCACCAUCCUACAGUUAUGCCGCCUGAUGCUCACUAUUACGUAAGAAGUACAUUGCGUGUCCCCACCACCUGUUGCACAGGGGCCCCUCAAUCAUUAUCCAAGGGUACUGUAGGGUAGGCCCUGCCUCUGCCACUUUCCCGUGUUGCUCAAAUGCACUCUGUCCUCAACUGUCCCAUUGACACAGUGACUACAGACACCGAUAUAACAUAACAUAUCACAGGUAUGCUGCUUUUGUAUAUUCGCUGCUUUGUGCUCAGCAGGAUUUUUUGCUUUGAUCAUACUUUUUUUGCUCCCUUAUUGUUUGAGAUUGUUUUUAAUAUUUGAUAGCACAGCAAAGCUAUGCUGCUCAGCUCAGUCACAGCCACAUAAGUGCUGAUGAGGCAAUCCUGUUUUGCACAGCACCUUUUAAAAUAUGUCCCUGUCCCAGUUGGGCUGUCAUAGUUUUGUAAUUUCCUUUGCUGUUUGGGUCUCUUCAUGGGAUUUUGAUACAUGUUUAGUCCCAUCUGUCUGUGGUUACCGGGGAUGGCGUGUGCAGCAGUGAGAUGGCGAUGAACUCACAGAAUCCCCUGUGCCUUUCCUGGUCUGUCUUGUGAAAGGCUUCUUUAUCUGUUGAAGAGCUCCUGAUAGUCGGACUGGUUUACUCAUCAAUGGUCUCCUAACAGGCAGGGCCACAACAAACCGUCAACAUACUUAAUUGUUUUAUGUUCAAUGUGUUUUUUUAAUGCACCAUAUGAGUCCAUCCCACUGGACACACCACAUAAUUUCAAUGUGUAAAUGUGGGUACUAUUUGGUUGAGACGUUGAUCAAUGAGAUUUCAACCUUUAUUCACCCACUCAAAAGUUUGUUGAUAUGCGGAUGUGUUAUCACUAUGCUUUCAACCAUCUAAAAGGCACAACUAAAUUCCAAUGGAAAAACAAUGUCAGAUGUUUUGCUUUAUUUUGUCAUCUAAAUGUAUUAUCUGCGCUUUCAACCAUUUUAAAAGCACAACAAAGUUCAAAUGGGAAUACAAUGUCAGAUAUUUUGAAUUUAUACAACAAUUUGUUCAAGAUUCUAUGCAGAUUAUUACAUCAAUUGUGAAGAUCUCCACAGACCUGUGACCUUUGCAUGCUAUCUUGAACAUGUACGCUUUCUAUGAUUACAUACGAAGUCAUUUAUAGUUACAUUAGGCUAACCUAAACAUGUGGCCAAGAAUGUGCUACUCAUUUUAAGGUUGAAUAAAUACUGUUACAUUCGUUUGUAAAAUGGCCUUAACUUUAGGCUUUUUACUGUAUUGUAACGACCCUGGGUUUAUAACCGCGGAUAUCGACUGUGCUCACGAGCUUGCUUUUGCGGCACACUUGAUAGUGCGCCGGACCUCGGGUUAGAGGGUAGAGGGUUCGAGACCUGCUCCCUGCCUGUUUCAUUACAGUAUUUAAAAAAUAUUAUUGAAUUGUUUUUGGUUGACGCAGAAUAGUUUCAUCUGAGCCACUGGCUUAAUCAUAUUCUUUAACUUUUAUUUUGGGUUUAGUUGUAGACGUGAAUCCAACAUAUCAUAUUUUUUUUUACUUGUCGACAAGUUAAUAGGCUAUUUAUUGUAUUGAAAAAGUGAUAUUGAGUUGUGUUUGGUUGUCAACAGAUUCCAGUUUGUCUACAAAUGAAAACGUUAAUGUUGGAUUCACAUCUCCAUCUCAACCAAUAAUCAAACUUAAAUAACAGGACUAAAUCAAAUCAAACUUUAUUUAAAGUACAUUUGUGGAUUCAUUUGAUUUAGUGCUGUUCUUUAACUUAUAUUUUUGGUUGAGCUGGAGAUGUGAAUCCAACAUAUCAAUUUGUAGACAAACUGGAAUUAAAGCCAGACUAAGUGUCACAGAUGGAACUAUCCACACAGAAGAUACAUCUCCUUAAAAUGCUCAUUUGGUUGUGUUGACAACAAAUUAAUAAUGUAUAUGUUGCAUUCACGUCUUCAUCUCAACCAAAAAUCUAAGUGAUUUAACCACUAUGUGCCUUGUGGGGUGACAUAGGACUAUGUCCUUGCCCUGAGAUUAAAAGUGGUAUCUGGUAGGCAGAGGAAAUGUCCACAAAAUGUAUUGCUUUUCCACAGUAGUUUUUAACAGAUUACCUCCUGACUACAUCCAUUCUGUUUUCUCUAUGUUUAUACAUAAUGUAUUAUGCAGUCCAUCUUUGAGCCAUCUUCCUAGUUUUCCUCUUGGAGCCAGCAGCAGGUGGUCCACACCCAUGUCACUCCCUCAAAGCCGGAAGCCCUCUGCAGGACAGCGCAGGCGGCCAGUGGCCACUAGCAGUGGGCGCCAUUCCUAUAGCGAUGCCUCCAAUGCCAACACUUACCCCGGCAGGGCUAGUGAGGGUAGUCCUACAGCCCGGACAUAUCCUGGCACACCUAAGCAUCAGGUGAAGCAUGCAACCUGCAGUGAUAACCAUGGGAUUUGGCCCCCCACACCAGAGCAGUACCUCACCCCGCUGCAGCAGAAGGAGGUGUGUAUCAGACACCUGCGAGCCAGGCUGAGCGAGAAUGUCCAGAGGCUGCAGCACAGGGACAGUGAGAUAGCUGAGAUGAAGACCCAGCUGUGUCGGAUGCAGGAGGACUGGAUAGUGGAAGAGUGUCACCGUGUCGAGGCCCAGCUGGCUCUGAAGCAGGCGCGCAGGGAGAUCCAGCACCUGCACGAGGUCGUGGAGACAGUACGAUCAAACCUCGGCACCCCAGAAAAAGCCCCCUAUGACAAAAAGCCAUACCUCUCACCGCAGAGACCCCGGCCUACAAAGUCCCGCUCCUGUGGGUGCUCCCCAGCCAGCACCCUGAGCCGCAGCACCGCCUACACCCGGCUGAGCAGUGAGGCCCUCUAUGUGGACCGUAAUGGAAACGCCCCAGGGCCUGACCUGCGUGCAGCGGCACAGGUAGAAAGGGGGCGGACCCACCUGCUUCUGGAGGCGGCCCUUCUGUCAGAGCAGCAAACCCCGUCUGGCCCCGCCCUGGUCCACAGCCCCUCCUCUACCAUGCCACGCUCCUCCACCUACGAGAGGCUGUGCAGUGGAGGGGCUGUGCUGCCCGUCUCCCACUCCUGCCAAUCCCUGAGUAACAGCUGCAGGUGCAGUGGACACACCUACCUCCCUCAUCACCACCUCUUCCUUCACCUCCCCCAGGAGGAGCCCUCGGCUGCAGUGGCGGCGGCUGCUGCUAUCCCCGUGAGGGAGGCAAAACCAGAGGUCCGAUCCCAGGCCUGCAGCCCCAUGACCUGGGUCUCAGAGGAAGGAGGGGGAGAGGAGCUGAGCAUCAUCUCUCUGGCAACAACCAACAUCACCCCAGCCUACUCAGAGCAACAGCUGUUCCCUCCCUCCUUGUCUUCCUCCCCUCCUCCCCAGCUCUCCUACAACCUAGAUCCACUGUCUCUAGAUGGCCAUGUGGAGAUGCCAAUGAUGCCAACAGUGGCCCAAACCUGCCAGCCCAAGCCUGGGCCAAUGUUGUCACCAGAGAGGCAAGGGUGUAGGUGUGACAGGGGUGGAGGAUGAAGAGAAGGGUGAAGCUGUUGAGGCUGUUGAAGUUGACGGUGAAAACGUUGUGGGGGGGGAAGAGGGGGUGGACGGUGCUCCACAGCGGAACUUCUGGAGCCGAUACUUCCUGGUGGACCUGUUGGCAGUGGCCAUGCCGGUGGUGCCAACGGUGGCCUGGCUGUGUCAUAGGACCCCGCGGGAGGUCAUGCCUGUGUACCACAUCGGUUCUCUGCUACGGGGUUGCUGCGCUGUGGCCCUUCACUCUCUGCGACGCGGGGGACGUGACCCCACAAGCAUGAAUGGGGCGUCCAAUAUCUGACAACUUUACUCCUUAGCCCCCUGACUUCCCUCACAGCAACCAUGCAACCCCAACCUCUAACGAGUCACAGCCAGAACAGCAAUCAGACUUUGAUUUUGACUUGAACUUAUAUUGCUUUUAAUUCUCCACCCACCACGUCUGAUUUGAGGACGACCUUGAGAUUUACAUGAUUUGUUUAUUAGAUUUGUAAUAAUGCCUAACUAUCUAGGAAAUCAAAUGCAAUAGUGAUUUGAUGGGGAAUGCGUGAGCCUGCGUGAACUUUUGCCACUGGUCUACAGUGGCUCCCAUGACUGCACAACUCAUUGCAUGUAAACCUGAGAAAUGUUCAACCCUUUGCUAUUAACUCACCCUAAACAGAACCUUCAAAUACGCACCUGCUACAUUUGAACCUCGAACACUUUGAUGUACUGUAUUCUCCGUGAAUCUUCUCGUUGUCUUUGAAAUUGGGGUGAACAUCGUUCACCUUGUUAAACAUCAGCAACAUUUUAUUUUAGAGCUAAGUCAAUGAGGGACCUGAGUGGGAGUUCAAGUUGAAUGUUUUUGAAAAAAUAAUUUUCUCAAGAAAAUAGAGAAAAGUAGAUAUGUUUGCACAACGAAUGGGAGAUUGGGAAUCUAUUACUUUUCAGGGAUCAAACGUUUAUCUUCUGGUUUCAUUAAUUGUAUUAAUAGUCCAAGGAUAAGAGUAAAAUUCUGAACAAGUCUAGCACUGUCACUAUCCAUGUCUAAAUGCUGAAAGCAAGUACAAUGCCAGCUAUGUAUGUAUUUGUUGGAAAUACAUGUUGAAUUUCAACAUUUACAAUAUUAGGAAAUGAUCAAAGAAAGAUAUUUCUUUCAAACAUUGCACAUUUUUCCACUUUUAGGACUAUACUACUUUACGUUUCAUCAAACAUUAAACAUGCAAGUCUACUUUUGAGCCACAUUUUGCCGCUAAUGCUACAGUGAUAGAUUCUCAAUUAUUCAAAUUCAGAAGUCAAAAGCAAUAAGAAAAAGCUAUGAUGAAGUCUUUACAAGGAUUGGUAAAAUUGCACAAAAAAGCUGUAGAAUACAAAGUGUAAAUAGACCUGGAUGUAUUUCUUCUUCCCUUUGAAAAUAAACUGAAAGUUGCCUUUGUCAGUUUUCAUCUAUUGAGGUCUGUUUUGGGAGAAUUAGACACAUGGGAAUCAAUAUGAAAUAAAAACAUUUGAAGUCUCUUUUUGACAUUGUUAGAACAUAUCCAAAGCUCUUAAUGAGGAAUAUAAUACAUUUUUAUUAACCAAUGGGGUGAGAGUUGACUCAUUGGGGAGGGGGGGCAAUUUUACAUAUCCAUAGUUUGCUGAUGUUCCUGACAAUGUGUGCUGUGGUACUGGGUAUGAAAAACAUUUAUCACAGAUCAAGUUUUGCUAUUAGAACAAAGGUUUUCAAUUUUGCAUUCCCUAGGUGAUUACUAAUGGAUUUCAAACAUGUCCUUAGCACUUCUCAGAGCAUCACUAGAAUUGGUCUACAGUGGAGAACCAUUUCUCAGAUACUGCACAACAGAAUAAAAACAGUGACUCAAGUAACAUUUAAUGUAGACAUUUUUUCUAUCCUAUAUAUCCUAUUUUAAAAAACACAUCAUGGUGUUAAAGGAUAUUUUUUAUUCAAACACACCAUAGGAAAUUGACCCAUUUUGUUGCUUGAGAGGAAACUAUACUUGUCAGCAUACUCUGCGAGUUCUGUACUAUAAUAAUGACCUUUAAUUACGCAUUUAUAUAUAUAUAUGGUCUUGCCAACAGAGUGUGCCAUGCUAUUCAGAGUUUCAUACAGAAAGUUGAUGCAACUGAAGAAAAUCUACAUCAAAACAUCACUAAUAUUAAUUUAAGUCAACUUCUGUAAUCCAAAUGACAUUACCUGAUCCAUUUAGGUAGUCUUUUAAAAAAUAUUUUUAAAUCACUUAUGUCCACAUUUGCAAAAAAGUUUCUAAAGCAAGGCCACUCACAGAGCCACAAGAAAUAGAUCAAAUUUAAUGUGUGUAAUGAUACUUUAUCCCAAAUGUUGCCAGUACCUACCCCUGAUGGCAGGCAUGACUUACAAAUUUGAAGU
Messenger RNA from Oncorhynchus gorbuscha (pink salmon), 6213 nucleotides. Its product is annotated as syntaphilin-like. Bases 2415 to 3854 code for a protein of 479 amino acids. Gene Ontology annotation, biological process: neuron differentiation. Gene Ontology annotation, cellular component: cytoplasmic microtubule; mitochondrion. The transcript is spliced from 4 exons. The record is from RefSeq and is a predicted model, not a curated record. Lineage: Eukaryota; Metazoa; Chordata; Actinopteri; Salmoniformes; Salmonidae.